Messenger RNA from Andrographis paniculata, 2678 nucleotides. RefSeq names its product protein MODIFIED TRANSPORT TO THE VACUOLE 1. Gene Ontology annotation, molecular function: phosphatidylinositol binding; ubiquitin binding. NCBI's taxonomy places the organism in Eukaryota, Viridiplantae, Streptophyta, Magnoliopsida, Lamiales, Acanthaceae. The transcript has 5 exons. The record is from RefSeq and is a predicted model, not a curated record. Bases 234 to 2345 code for a protein of 703 amino acids. Gene Ontology annotation, cellular component: trans-Golgi network membrane.
AUAAUAAUACUGAAAAGAAAUAGCUAGCGAUCGCCGAUCCUUCCCAAUUCCGAGCAGAGAAGAGACGAAUUUCACUCCAAAUUGGGUUGCGUUUGCUCUCCCCCCCGUCGGUGGAUCCGUUAAGUUUUUAUUGAUUUAAGUAGUCAAAUCGUUGGAUCGACUGUUUGGAACGAUUUUGGUUACUCCGUUUAGAUCGAUUGGGAGGGGCUGAGUAGAGAGGGGAUUCUGGAGGGAUGGAGCAGAGCAGGAGGGCGGUGGAGGCCUAUUGGAGGUCGAAAUUGAUCGAUGCUGCGACGGCGGAUGAGGAUAAAGUUGCUCCGGUUUACAAAUUGGAAGAGAUUUGCGAUUUGCUGAGGUCGUCGCCGGUCUCUAUCGUUAAGGAAGUCUCCGAAUUUAUCCUUAAGCGCCUCGAUCACAAGUCUCCUAUCGUCAAGCAAAAGGCAUUAAGAGUCAUCAAAUAUGCAGUAGGGAAAUCAGGUGCAGAAUUCAGAAGGGAGAUGCAACGGCAUUCCAUUGCUGUACGGCAGUUAAUUCACUACAAGGGCAAGCCUGAUCCUUUGAAGGGUGAUGCACUGAACAAAGCUGUGCGUGAAACAGCACAGGAAACACUCUCUGCUUUAUUUUCAUCAGAUGAAAGCAAAGCUACACCUAAGGAAAGUAGUCUUGGCAGUCGAAUUCAAGGAUUUGGAAAUACCAACUUUGAAAUGCCCUCAGAUGACAGAAAGUCCUUCAUAAGUGAGGUUGUUGACAUUGGAAGUGCCACAAUUAAACAGGGAUUGAGCAGUCUAACACAGUCACCGUCACUCAGGAAAAAUAAUGACACUGGGACUUACAGAAGUCCUAAUCUUCGGCGAUCCUUGACCAGGGAAGAUGAUUACUCAGACCAAUACGAAGGGGUUGGUUCUUAUACUGAAACCCAAAGCUCUUCUAGAUUCUCAAAAAAUGCUGGUUCUGGAAAUUGGGGACAGGACCUCAAUGCAACACAAGCAGAAACCAGUAAUGGAGAUUUGAGAUCAACAUCGGGUCAGAAGACACGUGAGGAGAGAUUAAUAGAGACAAUUGUAACAUCUGGUGGUGUUCGUUUACAGCCUACUCGGGAUGCACUUCAUGUUUUUAUGGUGGAGGCCUCAAAAUUAAAUGCAAUAUCACUUGGGCAUGCAAUUGAAACAAAACUGAGAUCCCCUAUGUGGCAGGUACGCAUGAAAGCAUUGUGUGUCCUUGAGGCAGUAUUGAGAAAGAAAGACACUGAGCAAUUUUCAGUUAUAUCAUCAUACUUUAGUGACAACAGGGAUGUGGUUGUCCAAUGUUCUGAAUCUCCCCAAGCAUCUCUGCGGGAGAAAGCAAAUAAGGUGUUGAACCUUCUUGGUGAUGGAAAUGGUGGCGGAGGUAUCGUUCGUGAAGAAAAAUUGGUGAAGACUCCUCAGCCUUCAAAUUUACCAGACUUGAUAGACACUGGUGAUUCAGACGACCUUUUUGGAGUGGAAGAUUCAAAAGCAGCAGAAAGUGAAGCAAAAAUUACUGGUGCCAGAACGUCUGCCCCGCUGAUUGAUGACUUAUUUGGAGAUAGUCAUAGCGGUGGUGAGAACCUUGCUGAACAAAAACUUGAUGAUGAUCCUUUUGCAGAUGUAUCCUUUCACAACAGUCAGAAUAAGAACCAUGAUGCUGAUCUCUUUACUGGUAUGUCUGGUGAUCAAUUGGGGGUUACCGAAGCACAAGGGACUGGUCAGAAAACUCAACCAGAACCAUUCGACUUUUUCGGCUCGACUACAGAGGUCUCCCAGGUGCAUGGAAAUACAAAAAAUGAUGUUAAUGACUUGAUGGGUAGUCUGUCUAUAAGCGGAAGUGAUCCAUUUGAAAAGCAAAAUGGAAGCACUGUGAAGGAGCCAGAAAGGGUGGGCUCGGUAUCCAGUGCCUUCCAAGAUAAUACAUCUCCUAACAGCAUCUUGAAUGGUGGAUUUGCUUCUCAAGCUGCCGGGCUUAGCACAAAUCCCGGGUUUCCAAUGGCUUCCAUGGGCUACAACCUGCCACCUGGUUUGAUGUUCAAUCCAGCGCUUGCUUCUAACCCAAUGAAUUAUAAUGCUAUGGGAAAUCUUCUUGCUCAGCAGCAGUUCCUUGCUACCAUGUCUAACUUUCAGCAACUAGGCAAUCUGCAAUCGAAUCCGAACAUAAAUGCUGCUGGCUCUUACAGUGGAAGUACUUCACCAUUUCCUGAUAUUUUUAACCCUGGUAUGGCAAGUCAACCUCCGACUUCACUGAUGAAUGACUCCAAGAGAGAGGACAACAGAGCAUUUGAUUUUAUCUCGGAUCAUCUGGCUGCAGCACGCGACUCAAAACGUGUGAGCUGAUUCUUCAUUGUAUCCGAGCAAACAAUCCCCAAAUGUGUGAAGCCAACAAGCAGCAAUGCCGAUCCAGUCAGUGUAAAGUUUCGCACGGCCGUGGUUCCUAGAAGCUUCUAUUUUUCGUAUUAAAGAACAUGCCUACGCCAUCGUCGUUGCAGCUCGAAAGCAGAAAGAGUUUGUGAACAAUCUUUUUCCUAUAGCAUCCGUGUGAAGUCAAGUUUGAUGAACAGCAUAUGCUUUUAUGCGACUACAUCAUUUUGAAUAUUUUUCCUUAUAAUAAACUCUACUCAGUUCAUCCCAAUUUACAUUGUUGGUUCUUUGUAAUGUUUAGGUUGUCAA